AAAAAGUUCAGUUGAGUUGUAGAAAGUCUUGCUGGAAGUCACAGAGCAGCAGCAGCUCUUGGAGAAUGACUUUGUGGGUCACUUGAGAGCUUGGAUGUGCAGCAGCGAGCCCGACCACAAACAGCAACAACUGGGGGAGCUGGGACAGAGCAUGACAGCUGGGUCCCCCCAGAACUUUACCACUAUAGAUCCUGCAUUUGUGAUUUCUAACCCUCCAGACAGCCCUGACAUUAGGGGACAUCAUACCUGAUCCAGGUGUUACAGAAGAGACAGAGAAGUGCCUGGUGAGUCUUUCAUCUGUCCAGAGACCAGUCCAUCCUCAGACAUCUUGGUGCCAUCCUGUGGAGUCUCGCUAGUGAAGUUCUUCCUAGGACAACAAUGGCUAGUAAAACGCUGCCAGCUCCAGUGCCUAUUCACCCAUCUCUCCAACUUACCAACUACUCCUUUCUCCAAGCUUUUAAUGGGCUUCCAGUGCCCGCAGACCAUCUCCCUAAUCUGUAUGGGUUCAGCGCCCUGCAUGCUGUUCAUCUUCACCAAUGGACACUGGGAUACCCAACUCUGCACCUGCCCAGGUCUUCCUUCUCCAAAGUGCCAGGGUCUGCCAGCCUGAUAGACACCAGGUUCCAGUUCCCAGGCUUUCCACUUUUUCCCCAUGUCAUCCACCCAAAACAUGACUCCUUACAUGGCAAAACCAAGCCUAGGUUUGACUUUGCCAACCUAGCGGUUGCAGCCACCCAAGAGGACCCUUGUAAGCUAAACCAGCUGGAUGGGCAGGGGUCUCCUACAGCUAUGGGAGCACUUCUUGAUGUCACCAAGCUGACUCCUGAAAAGAAGCCGACACGUGGAAGGUUACCUUCUAAAACCAAGAAAGAAUUUGUGUGUAAAUUCUGUGGAAGGCACUUCACAAAGUCCUACAACCUACUUAUCCAUGAGAGAACCCACACAGAUGAAAGACCUUACACAUGUGACAUUUGCCACAAGGCGUUCCGGAGGCAGGACCAUCUCAGAGACCACAGGUACAUCCACUCAAAAGAAAAGCCAUUCAAGUGUCAAGAGUGUGGCAAAGGAUUUUGUCAGUCUAGGACUUUGGCAGUUCACAAAACCCUCCACACACAAGUCAAAGAACUGAAACCUUCCAAAAUUAAAUGCUGAACUAUAUAUGCACACAAAAAAAGACUGUUAUGCAUAAAAAACACAAACUAUUUAAAUCUACUAUUUUUAUGUGUAAAAGUGCAAGAGGGCUUUCAACCGAACGCUUCUUCCUGUGUGUAUUCCAAGACAUUUUCUGGACUGACCUUGCUUUGCUUGGAACUUAAUUUAAACCAGAGACCAGCGUGAACAAAGUGAUGGCACUCACACAGACUUUAUGCCAAGAGGGGGUGCUCACAUCAUGCCUUUCAAAAGGACUCUGUCAUCCUGCGACUCUGUUGCUUUUAUAUAUAGCAGCGUUGGCAUGCAUACUCCAGCGGUGGGAAAAAAUUACAGAAUAAAUUAAAAUUAAUUGCUUGUAA
Molecule: messenger RNA, 1511 nt
Organism: Rana temporaria (common frog)
Lineage: Eukaryota; Metazoa; Chordata; Amphibia; Anura; Ranidae
Gene: OSR1
Product: odd-skipped related transcription factor 1
Exons: 4
Coding region: 379-1152 (257 amino acids)
Biological process (GO): urogenital system development; regulation of transcription by RNA polymerase II; embryo development
Cellular component (GO): nucleus
Molecular function (GO): RNA polymerase II transcription regulatory region sequence-specific DNA binding; DNA-binding transcription factor activity, RNA polymerase II-specific
Source: RefSeq, a predicted model, not a curated record